Molecule: messenger RNA, 1395 nt
Organism: Aspergillus steynii IBT 23096
Lineage: Eukaryota; Fungi; Ascomycota; Eurotiomycetes; Eurotiales; Aspergillaceae
Exons: 2
Coding region: 211-1029 (272 amino acids)
Source: RefSeq, a predicted model, not a curated record
GCGUGGAUCCCAGACUCGCCCUCGCUGAGACACCAUUUAAAGAUUCUCUGGCUCUGAACGCCUUCUCUCUACAUCCUCUGGUUAUUCACCUCUCGCUUCCAACUCUCUCUUUCUUUUACAAUACCAUCCCCAGACCCCAUCCAUUCUUUAUCUUUCCUUGAAGUUUUUGCCUCCAAGAAUCUGGUCUCUGCCAGUUACCCAACCAUCGUCAUGGUGAACUGGAAGAACAUGGAGUCGACCGAUCGGCUCUUUGGGGCUCUCAUUGCUGCCCACCCCGGGAUCAAAUUGGAUUAUCAAGGCAUGGCCACCUAUUUCGGACAAGGAGCCACCUACGACGCCAUCGAAGGCCGAUUCCGACGGUAUCGCAAGAUGGCCGAUGAGCUCAAGACCGAAGCUCUCGAACGCGGCAUCACGCAGGUCCCCCGAGGGCGAGGAUCGGCCGUGUCGACACCUCGAACCCCGCGUACCGGUCGAGGCAUCACCAAAAACACGCCCUCGACCAGGAGCAGGAAAGAUACCAAUCUAUCGAACCUGACGUCCCCCACCCGACGCGGUGCCGCUCGCUCGGCCAACCGGGGAACUAGCUCCAUGGACGCCAUCUGCUUGGACGGAGAUACCUCCGAUGACGAAAACAAGAAGGCCGACAUCAAAAAGGACGCCACGAACGGAACUGCGGACAUUCUCUGGGGGCAGAGUGGCGUGGCUGAUGUGGAGAUCGUCAGCGCGCCCGUCCCUGCCCAGCCUGUUCAGCCUGUCCAGCCCGCCGGGGCCAUGUUUCCCAAGCUCGAAGAUCGAGAAAACUCGAUCAGUACGUUUGGACGCGUCAAGCCCUCCGGGGAGGAUCGCAUCGAUCAACCAUUCCCAAGUGCGGCCCCCGCGACUGGUCUGAACCGAAGUGACACGCCUCUGGAUCACCCUGUCCUGACCGAUCUGUUUCACCAGGCAGGGCUCUUAUUCCCUCCCAACCCCGCGGGCUACUCCAUGGACGCCAUGUACAUGGAUGACAGUCUGUAUAAUGGCACGGCAUAGUGGGAGACAUUCAAAGUUUUGGUUGCGGUUUUCUCUUUUCUUCCCCAGAUCACCUUGUCAUUUUCGUCUUUUUUCUUUCUUUCUUUCUCCUCUUUUUCCCAAUCUCCUUUUUUUCUCUUCUUUUUCUUCUCCAUCAUCAUCCUUUUCUUUUUUUUUUCUUUUCUCUUUUUUAGCGCAGACUCGUCUUCCCCCUGGGUGAUACAUAACAAAUGGGAUCCUGGAAAGUGGGCUGGGAUUGUCUGCCUGCAAUCAAUGCAUUGUGUCUCCUCGAAUUCACCUAGCGGUGCAGGGAAUGUCAUUGGCGGGGAGGAUUGGUGACCUGUCACAUACUGGUCGGGUUGGGCAAUCUGCAUUUCCUUCGAAUUG